Orycteropus afer afer is the source of this 408-nucleotide messenger RNA. RefSeq names its product psoriasis susceptibility 1 candidate 2 (gene PSORS1C2). Lineage: Eukaryota; Metazoa; Chordata; Mammalia; Tubulidentata; Orycteropodidae. The record is from RefSeq and is a predicted model, not a curated record. Bases 1 to 408 code for a protein of 135 amino acids. The transcript has 2 exons.
AUGCUCAGCUGGAAACUAUUGGGGAUCUUGGUCCUUUGCCUGUGCUCCCAAGGCAUCUUAGGCAAUGAGGACCAUCCUUCUCCCCCACCCACAGCGACCCAUGAGGAGGAGGGCUCUCCAACAUGGCCUCAGGGCCCCCCAAUCCCAGGUGACCCCUGGCCAGGGGCACCCCCUAUUUUUGAGGACCCUCCACCUCCAGGUCACAAUCGUCCCUGGAGAGACCUGCCUGACACUGGAGUCUGGCCCCCUGAGCCCCCCACAACGGAUCCCCCUCAACCUCCCCGGCCUGAUGAUCCCUGGCCAGCAGGACCCCAGCCUCCAGAAAACCCCUGGCCACCUGCCCCUGAGGUGGACCACAGGUCUCAAGAGGAGCCAGACCUUGACCCACCCCGAGAAGAGUACAGAUAG